UUUUGGCAUAAGACGUCAUUUACUUGCUUCUGUGUUUGUUAUGAUUUAACUAAGCACAUUUGCUCGCUUACAGUCACGUUAAACUUUUUUAAACGAUGUAAAGCGUUUGUUUGUUAUUGGAUGUAACUCCAACACGUUAUAUAAUGUUAUCGAUUGAGAUUUAGUGUGAAUAUACAGCGCGUCAACACGGUCCUGUCAGAAAAUCCGCGCAUUUCUCUCCUGUAAGUUAUCAUUAAUCGUCUAAUCUAAAACACCAAUUCAGUCACCGAAAAUAGAAAUGAAGACGCUGAACUGUUAGAAACCACCGAGUCAAGUGAAUCAAAUGAUUCGGUUAACGAUUCAGUGAAUGGAAUCUCCCGCCGAAGUGUCCCGCAGACAGAGAAACUCCUGCUGAAGCUCAACUCGACCUUAUCUGGAAGAUGUCGCUCAUUAAAGAAGAAAAAGAAGAUAUAAAGAUUGAGAAAACAUUCAAAGUCAAGCAGGAGAAACUCGAGGAACAGACAGAUGAGCAAUUCAGAGCAAGAGUCAAGACGCCAUUCACUCAGAUCACUAUUGUAAAGAUUGAGCCAGCAGAUGUGACGAAACCUACAGAGAUCAGGAAUGUAAAGAUUGAGCCAGCAGAUGUGACGAGACCCACAGAGAUCAGGAAUGUAAAGAUCAAGCCAGCAGAUGUGACGAGACCCACAGGGAUCAGGAAUGUAAAGAUCGAGCCAGCAGAUGUGACAAGACCCACAGGGAUCAGGAAUGCUGAAAUCUACAUUAUCGGGGACAGCUGCGUUCGCUAUGGGGAGAAGCGUGCGAGGGAGACCGUCGGGGUCAACCUGGGUCUGAAUGCCCGUGUCCAGUGGUUUGGCUUCGAUGGUUUGGUGUGGAAAAACCUCCUGCCCUGCUUCCGGCAGUGUCUGAGAACGAGAGCGGUGCCGGAUGUGCUGCUCAUCCACUGUGGUGGGAAUGAUCUCGGGAUCUUUAAGAGUGUGAAGCUGUGUGCAGCGAUAACACAAGAUUUGCGGGAGCUCCACAGAAGUUUCCCUCAGAUGAAGAUGGUCUUCUCCACCAUCACUCAGAGACACAAGUGGGGGUCGCUCCAUCCUAAAAAAAUAGACAGGGCCCGCCGCUUCAUUAACAGUAUGAUGGCUAAGAGUGUUUCGUCUGUCGGUGGCAGCAUUGUGCAACAUCCCCAGAUAAAUUAUCGUGAUCCUGACCUUUUUCACUGUGAUGGAAUUAAUUUCAGUAAUCGGGGAAAUGAUAUAUUUCUGAAAAACAUCACUCGGUGUCUGAAAUUCCACAUGAACUAAUGUGAUGAUGGACUUUGGAUCAACACUUCUAGGAUUGUUGUUGUAGGAUUGUGUCUAGGACACUUCUAUGCUUUGUUUGGUGAGUUUUUUUUUGGUGAAUGUAGUCCUGGUGGGCUGGUGUCCUGCAUAGUUUAGUUCCUACUUCCUUCAACACACCUGCCUGCAAGUUUCUAAUAUAGCUUGAUCAGCUGCUUCAGGUGUGUCUAAAUAGGGUUGGAACUAAACCUUGCAGGGUACCGGCCCUCCAGGACAGAGUUUGGACACCCCUGAUGUAGAGGUUUGUUUUGGUUCAAGACAACUGUUAACAGUGCUGUAUGUGUUUUUGACUCUUCUAUAGCACAAAGUACCUUAACAUAAAUAUGUUCUGAUCUUUAAUGCAAACUGAACAUAAGUGUUCGUCUGAAAAACAUUAUUAAAGUCAGGUAUUCUCCUUUGAA
This is a messenger RNA of Danio rerio (zebrafish), 1732 nucleotides long. NCBI's taxonomy places the organism in Eukaryota, Metazoa, Chordata, Actinopteri, Cypriniformes, Danionidae. The record is from RefSeq and is a predicted model, not a curated record.